Messenger RNA from Varanus komodoensis (Komodo dragon), 1121 nucleotides. RefSeq names its product angiopoietin like 4 (gene ANGPTL4). Lineage: Eukaryota; Metazoa; Chordata; Lepidosauria; Squamata; Varanidae. Gene Ontology annotation, biological process: regulation of lipid metabolic process; triglyceride homeostasis. Bases 63 to 755 code for a protein of 230 amino acids. The record is from RefSeq and is a predicted model, not a curated record. The transcript is spliced from 3 exons.
GAGGUUGGUGGCGCAGGAGCUUUGCGCACGUCCUCAUUGUCUGCCGCUGCGGAGCCGCGAAGAUGCGCUUUCCCACGCUGCUGCUGUUGGGGACCGCCGCCCUCCUGGCGGCCCCUUCGUCCGCCUUGCCGCCCCCCAAGGAGCGUGCCCCCAAGACGGCCUCGUGGGACGAGAUGAACCUGCUGGCGCACGGGAUGCUGCAGCUGGGCCACGGGCUGAAGGACCACGUCGACAGCACCCGCAGCCAGUUGCGCCAGCUGGCCGAGCUCCUGGGCGCGCACAAUGCCUCUAUCAGCUCCCUCGAGCGCUCGGCGGUCGAGCAGCGGCGGCAGUUCUCCCGCGCCCAGCGCCUCCUCGACGGCCGCGUCGCUGAGCUGGACAGCCGGGUGCGGAUGCUGGCCGCGCGGCUGGCGGGCUGCGAGCGCCUCGACAGCGCCGACAACACAAGCAGCAGCGACCGGGCUCCGGAGCUGGGCGCGCUGCAGAGCCUGAUAGUUCAGCAGAACCUGCGAAUUGAAGAGCUCUUCCGGAAGGUGAAGCAGCAGCAGUUCAGGAUGGAUAAGCAGAACCUGCAGAUCAAAGACCUGCAGAGUAAGGUGAAUCUGCUGCUCGUGUCACACAGCAAGGAAAGCGACAUACGGAGCUCCAGGUGGAACCCAGAUCCCCCAGAGAAUGCCAGCCCAGCACCCGGCCCGAGCCAGAACACCAGCAGCAAGCCCGGGGAUGCUCUGAGUGAGUCUUGGUCUUUCGCAUGAUGCAGUGGCAGAGCUGGCCUAUAAGCGUGCACAAAUUCCGGUAAUUUCCUGUGCUCAGGCAGACUUUGGUUUCCAGUUAUAUUCAGCUGAAAAUUCAGCUUUCUGUUUCAAAGAAAGCUUUCUGUGCCAGCAGCAAAUCUGUGUGUCCAUAAAAAUUCUGAAGAAAAACUCCUGUACUUGUUUUAGAUGCAGACCUGGAUAUUCAAAUGUACACAGCUGAAAUUACUUUAAAACAUAUUUCUGAGCCAGUGGCAUUUCUGUAAGCAUGUUAUGUUUCUCCCACUUUGCGUGCCUAUUUCUCUGGGAAACCUGUUCACUUUGGAUGCACUGCGAUCAAUGUGUGCAGUUGACUAGCAUCUUGUGUAA